This is a messenger RNA of Pungitius pungitius (ninespine stickleback), 1524 nucleotides long. It is a transcript of the gene rgn, whose product is annotated as regucalcin. The transcript has 8 exons. NCBI's taxonomy places the organism in Eukaryota, Metazoa, Chordata, Actinopteri, Perciformes, Gasterosteidae. The coding region runs from base 144 to 1043 and encodes 299 amino acids. Gene Ontology annotation, biological process: L-ascorbic acid biosynthetic process. The record is from RefSeq and is a predicted model, not a curated record. Gene Ontology annotation, molecular function: gluconolactonase activity; enzyme regulator activity; calcium ion binding.
CUGAGGUACUUCCGGGUUGUGGGCGGAGCUGUUGUCAGCCGAUCGGCUCGAGACAAGUAACUUAAAACAACUCUUUGAUCCUUUUAGGAAGUUUUACUGCUUGGAAUACUUAACGUCACGUCCUUAUCAGACCUGCGGGUGAGAUGGCAUCUGUAAAAGUGGAGUGCGUUGUGAAGGAGAGCGCUUUGAUUGGUGAAGGGCCAGUGUGGGAGGAGUCAGAGCAGACGUUAAUGUUUGUUGACAUUGCUGGGCAGAAGAUCCACAGAUGGAGUCCAUCAACCAAUCAAAUCCAGUCUUUGGAAACAGGUGGGACAGUGGGCUUUGUGGUUCCACGCAGGUCCGGUGGUUACGUUGCAGGUGUGGGCCGCAGCAUCGUCGCUGUUGAUUGGUCCACACAGAUGAUGACAUCUUUGGUGGCAGUUGACGAAGACAGAACAAACAACCGGCUGAACGACGGAAAGGUCGAUCCAAUUGGACGCCUGCUGGCAGGUACGAUGGGGAAGGAGGAGCAACCCGCUGUGGUUCAGAGACAACAAGGGUCCUUAUUCUCUGUAAACUCUGACCUCAGCGUGACCAAACACCUCAGCCAGCUGGACAUAUCUAACGGGAUGGACUGGUCUUUGGACCAGAAGACGUUUUUCUACAUCGACAGUUUGUCUCUGACAGUCGACGCCUUUGACUAUGACAAAAACAGCGGAGAAAUUGGUAACCGCCGCGUGGUGUAUCGUAUGGAAAAAGGGGAGGGGCUCCCUGAUGGGAUGACAGUCGAUUCUGAUGGUUGUCUCUGGGUGGCCUGUUACAAUGGAGGAAGAGUCAUCAAAAUCGACCCUGUUACUGGUGUGAGGCUUCAGACGGUCUCUCUACCAGUGACGAAGACAACAUCGUGUUGUUUUGGCGGUCCAGACUACUCUGACCUUUACGUGACCUCAGCCUGUCUGGGCCUCGACCAAUCUGGGAGAAGACAACAGCCACUGGCUGGAAGCACCUUCAGGGUGACUGGACUGAGCGUCAAAGGUCAGCCGUCGAAUGCUUUCUCUGGAUGAUCACCUGUCACUGGGCACAUUUUUUUGUAGGAAGUGAUUAAUGAAUUAUUCUUAAUAACUAUUUACAUUUAAUAUAAUGUUGGUUUCUGUAAUGUAUUUGCAGCAUUUUAUGAAGGCAGAUAAAAUGUAUGAGUCAGGAAAAAAAAUAAUUUGUAAAAAUACCACAGAGCUUUGGACAAAUGUCUAUCUUAUAACCUUUACUCUACUAUUUUGUCUUUGUUAAAUUAGUUUUGCUCACUAGUCUCAGCUUCUUUUGUUUGGUAAUUCAAUGUUAAUAGAGCAACAAGACCAGAUACGAUUGUUGGAGUUCUUUGUGCUAAUAAUUAAUCAAGUUUAUUCGAAGCAUCUUAAUGUUGGUUAAAUGUAUUAUAAGCUCAAUAGUUGUCUAUUUUAAGCAAGUUAUUUGUUUAUGUCAAACAAGCAUUUUUUUUUUUAUCGCUGUUUAGUAUCAUCUUCAUAUUAAACUCAACAGAUGUCUUUA